AUGGCGCUGACAUCAAUCCCAAGUUUUUUCGUGAUUCAAUCCUCUGCUAGCAGUCUUUAUUUAUCUCCAAAUACCACAGAAAAAAGGCCAUCAGGUGUUCUGGAAUUCAGCGAAGCUCGUAUAUUUAGUCCGCUUGUAAAGUUCGCAGCGGAGCAAUCAAGAACGGGUGAUGCUUCCGUGGUACACAUAAGAUCUUGCUUCAACAAUAAGUAUUGGGUGCCACAUGAAGUUAGCAAAGGAGUAUUUGAGGUUGGCGUGUCCGCCAACAAACCACAGGAAGACACAACAGAUCCCGCAUGUACCGUGUUCCGUGUUUCUAUCCAUUCAGAUCCAGAUGGAACCUCGGGUUUUCGGUUUUUCCAUAUCCGUACGUCUCUGUACGCGCUGAACUUAUCGGGCGGAAUGGGGAUGAUCACCAAUCCUCCUAGUUAUUCUACUUUCCCUGCAGUUGACUGGGAAACGCUUGUGAUAUAUACUUCCUGA
Messenger RNA from Helianthus annuus (common sunflower), 483 nucleotides. RefSeq lists its product as uncharacterized. Lineage: Eukaryota; Viridiplantae; Streptophyta; Magnoliopsida; Asterales; Asteraceae. The record is from RefSeq and is a predicted model, not a curated record. The transcript has a single exon. Bases 1 to 483 code for a protein of 160 amino acids.